Mercenaria mercenaria is the source of this 609-nucleotide messenger RNA. Its product is annotated as neurotrypsin-like. Gene Ontology annotation, cellular component: membrane. Bases 178 to 576 code for a protein of 132 amino acids. The record is from RefSeq and is a predicted model, not a curated record. The transcript is spliced from 3 exons. Lineage: Eukaryota; Metazoa; Mollusca; Bivalvia; Venerida; Veneridae.
UAAAAUGUCUGAGGAUCUCUCCAAUACACUUAUAAGAAUAUAUCUAAUCAUCUAAGAUGAUAAAAUGGUUAAAUUUCAUUUUGUGUCAGGGAUAGCGGAUACACAUACUCUGAUUCAAAUUUUGGACAAGGAACAUUGCCUAUACUGUUGGACGACGUAGUGUGUUCCGGCUCGGAGAUGAGCCUUGAGGACUGUUCUCGUCGUUCUUGGGGCACAAACAACUGUGGAAUCGGCGACGAAGUUGGAGUUUCGUGUAAACCAAAUCUGCACAUCCGUCUUGUUGGAGGAAGCACUUCCCGUAGAGGACGCGUGGAGGUGACUAUCGACGGUAGUCAUUGGGGUACAAUGUGUGACGAUAGAUUUAAUAACAACGCCGCUAAAGUUGUGUGCAGAAUGUUAGGUUAUCCAACAUCAAAUGCACGAUAUAACACCAGUGUCAGUCGAGGCACUGGGCCAAUUUUCCUGGAUGAAGUCAACUGUACUGGGUCAGAGACAUCCUUGCUCUUGUGUAAGCACAACCGAUGGGGUGAUGACGACUGCCACCACGAUGAAGAUGUCGGGGUUGUAUGUGCUUAGAAACGGGAAUAUUGUAUCAACUCUAUAACACUU